Messenger RNA from Symbiodinium necroappetens, 918 nucleotides. The record is from the annotation of a GenBank genome assembly. NCBI's taxonomy places the organism in Eukaryota, Dinophyceae, Suessiales, Symbiodiniaceae.
AUGCUCACAAGUCUGUUGAGUAAUACUUUGAUCAAAUGUCUGGCGAAUGAGGACAUCAUUGUUCACGGUGAUCGAAGAGACCAUGCACGGUACUUGCUCGGCUUGGCUGUGGCAUCCAUACUUUUGGCUGGUACGACGGUGCUGUGUUUAAGCCACCAGCGAGAGCUGAUGUUAGCUCCUGUGAGUCCGCGGCGCAAGUAUUACAUUUUGAUGCACCUCUUCCCUUUUGUGGUAGCCGCUUCCUGCUGGUUUCAAGUCGCAGUCCCCGAGCUGGCUGUGGGCACGUUGCUGGUGCAGGAGAUCUGGGAGGCUUUGGCACUACAUUACUUCGGGCUGACCAUUAUCGACCUUAUGGGAGGUCCCGAAACGACGGUGCGGAUCUUGGCACAACGGGAACCUCAAGGAAUGUUCGGGAGGAGCCGGUGGUGUGUCCCCCCCUGCUGCUGUGCAGUAGCUCUCCUCCCCUGUGCUUUCCGUGAUGGCACCACGGUGUUUAACGGCACUGCGCUUCAGAAAAUGCGGGCCAUGAUCGAACAGUAUUGCUAUGUAGCCCCGAUAGCUGCGUCCGUCACCACCCUGCUUGACUUCAACACCCACCAGAGGCAAGUGCAUUUCGAAGGGCUUUUCCAAGUGGAACUGCUGAUGCAGCUGCUGCAGUCUAUCUCCAUGUUCUGUUGUUUGCAAGCGCUCUUUGCGUUGUACAGAGCCACGCACGAUGUGCUGCACCGCUUCAAGACGACCUCGAAGUUCCUAUCGAUCAAGUUGCUCAUCCUUUUGUCCCUCAUCCAGAAAACCCUCGUCGUCUGGAUCUUUCACACCUCGCUGGUGCUGCUGCCUGGAAGCAAGGUCUUCACGCACGCGGAUGCAGCGACCAGGGUGCAGGCCUUCCUUCUCCUGGCCGAGAUACCCUUCCUACAG